Messenger RNA from Echinostoma caproni, 438 nucleotides. Lineage: Eukaryota; Metazoa; Platyhelminthes; Trematoda; Plagiorchiida; Echinostomatidae. The record is from the annotation of a GenBank genome assembly.
AUGACGCACUCACUACAGCACAAAAUGGCGAAAUGGCUGGUUAUUGUGUUAGAACCAGUUCAUAGAUCGAUGGUCAAGCAUACAGUCAAGGACAGUUUUGAAUUGGUGGAUAUUUUUAACAAAAUUAACAUAGAAGGAAAACACAUGGCUUCCUUCGAUGUUCACUCCCUGUUCACUAAUGUUCCAGUUCGUGAAGUCAUACAAAUUAUCUGGGAUGAUGUAGAGAAGGAAAAUAUUCGACUGUGUCCACUGGUGUCCGUCCUUGAGCGUCUACUACUGCUCUGCACAAACGACGUGUCUUUCUCUUUACAAGGUAAUGCGUACAGGCAAAUUGAUGGUGCCGCUACGGGCAGCCCGUUAGGCCCAGCCCUGACAGACUUCUUCAUGGCACAUCUGGAAGAAAAAGGAACCAAUAUUCUGGUUAUAACAGAAAGCUAA